AUGUACCUGCAGAUAUCCUUAGAAGAAGAAGAUAAAAGGUAUCACCGAUUUCUGUGGCGGGACCUAGAAGACAGGACAAGAGAUCCAGAGACGUUUGAGUUCCAGCGACUUGUUUUUGGAAUCAACAGCUCACCGUUUUUGGCACAGUUGGUUUCUCAAGAGCAUGCAAGAGCCCACCAGACACAGUGCCCUAGAGCAGCAGAGGCAAUUUUGAAGUCAACUUACAUGGACGACACUCUUGACUCAGUGAACGAUGAUGAACAGGGAAAAAAGCUGUACAGAGAGUUAUCAGCAUUGUGGAAAGGAGCUGGGAUGCAUGCCAGAAAAUGGUUGUCCAACUCACCCGAAGUUUUAGCCAUCAUACCAGAUGAAGAUAGAGCUUCAGAGAUUAAUUUGGAGGAGGGAUAUUUGCCAUCAGUAAAGGCCCUUGGAGUGCUGUGGAAGGCGGAAGAAGACGCGUUCUGUUAUCGGCUGACACCCCCUGCUGCUGAUCUCAAGCUUACGAAGAGGAGCCUACUGCGAAGAAUAGCAACCAUUUUUGAUCCCCUUGGGUUGAUGUCGCCAUAUGUUAUACAAGGAAAAAUCAUCAUGCAGGAUGUAUGGAUGUGUGGCGUGGAAUGGGAUGAAGAAUUGCCAGAGGAGAUUGAAAAGAAAGCUUGGGAUUGGAUAGUUGAAAUCACAGGGUUGGCCCAAGCCAGGAUCCCUAGAUGCCUACAACUUGCUGAGGAGAUGACAAGUUUCCAACUUCACACCUUUGGUGAUGCCUCAAAAGAUGCAUAUGGGACUGUGGUGUAUGCAAGAAGCACCUAUGCCAGUGGAAUGGUAGCCACAAGGAUUGUAGCGUCCAAGACCAAGGUUGCACCGUUAACCUCAGUGAGCAUCCCGAGACUAGAGAUGAUGGCGGCGGUCCUAGGACUUCAACUCAGUCUGAGCAUUGUAGCAGCAUUGGCCACCAAUGUCAAGGAGGUGGUGUUUUGGAGUGAUAGUCAAAACGUUCUCUGGUGGAUAAAGCGACCUAGCAGAAAACUGAAACCUUUCGUUGCCAACCGAGUAGGCCUGAUACAGCAACAUACAGACCCUCAACAGUGGAGAUAUGUGCCAACCAAAGAAAACCCAGCAGACCUGCCUUCAAGAGGUGUAAGAGCAAAAGACCUAGCAGAGUCCAGCCUAUGGUGGGACGGCCAAGAGUUUUUACAGAGGGAUUCUUCAGAGUGGCCAGAGAGAGUUGUUGGACAGGGAGAUGAAGUCCAGGAUGAAAUGAAAAAUGAGAGCAGUUACCUCAGCUUGGAAGAAAAGAACAGUCUAAAACAAGUGAUGAACCUUGCAGAUACAAGACUAGACCCUUCCCGAUUCUCCAGCUGGCAGAGAUUGACACGUGUUCAUGCAUGGGUGCAGCGGUUUAUCGGAAAUUGUCAGGCAGCCCCCACUGAGAGGAAACAAGGAGAACUAGAAGUUGAGGAAGUAAAAGCGACUGAGUUACUCUUGAUUAGACAGUGCCAAAAAGAAGCCUUUGCAGAGGAGUAUAGCGCGUUAUGCCAUGGAAGGGAGCUGCCCAAGUCCAGUCAAAUAGCUGGCCUGACGCCAAAAUUAGAUGCCGACUUCUUACUUCGUAGCAACAGUCGUCUAGCUUAUGCUGAUAAUCUGUCCUAUGAAGCCAAGUUCCCGAUAAUACUACCGAGAAAACACCACGUGACCCAGUUACUGGUGAGAUUCUACCAUGAAAGAGAGAAUCAUGUAGCUGGGACAAACAAGAUCUUGUCAGAGAUGUCAGCCAAGUAUUGGAUUAUUAGAGGUCGAGAGGAGAUCCGGGAUUGGGAGGCUAAGUGCGCAGCCUGUGAACGUAAGAAGGCAAGAGUAACGUCACAAUUGAUGGCCCCCCUGCCAAGAACAAGAGUGAGUCCACCAAUGAGAGCCUUCUCAGUUUCUUCAGUCGACUAUGCUGGACCGUUUCUUACUAAGCAAGGACGAGGCAGAGUACAAACUAAGAGAUACCUGUGCCUAUUUACUUGCCAUGCCUCGAGGGCGGUACACUUGGAGAUGGCAUAUGCUUUAGAUACCAACUCGUUCCUGAAUGCCUUCAACAGAUUUACUCACCGUAGAGGCGUCCCAGUAGAAGUUACUUCAGAUAAUGGCACGAACUUCGUUGGGGCUAACCGAGAAUUGAUGGAAUUGGUCACCCAGCUGGACCAAGUGAGAGUAACUAGAGAUGGAGCAGCGCGAGGAAUAAAAUGGAGGUUUAAUCCGCCACAUGGACCUCACUUUGGUGGAAUUCAUGAAAGUCUGGUGAAGAGUGCAAAGAAGGCGAUAUAUGCUGUACUUCAGAAAGCAGACAUCACAGAUGAAGAGCUGAGCACUGCAUUCACUGGAGCUGAAGCCCUGCUCAAUUCCAGGCCGUUGUCUUACCAGUCAGCAGAUUCCAAGGAUGCUCCCCCUAUAACACCUAACCACUUUCUAUUUGGUCAGUGCGGCGGACAGUUUGCCCCAGAAGAGAUAGAUAGCUCAGAUUUCAACCCAAGACGACGAUGGAGGAGAGUUCAGGAGCUACUGAAGGAAUUUUGGUCCCGGUGGUUAAAGGAGUGGCUCCCUCUGUUGCGUCAGCGCCACAAGUGGAGAGAUGUCAAGAAGGAUUUAGAAGUAGGAGACGUUGUACUGGUGGCAGAUCCUGGAUCAGUGAGAGGAGAUUGGCCAAUGGGACGAGUAACAGAAGUGUUUACCGGCAGAGAUGGUCAUCGUCGAGUGGUCAAAGUCCAGGUUGGCGAGAAGACUAUGAUAAGGCCAAUCGUCAGGUUGUGCCCCCUGCGGUGCUGA
Molecule: messenger RNA, 2808 nt
Organism: Lineus longissimus
Lineage: Eukaryota; Metazoa; Nemertea; Pilidiophora; Heteronemertea; Lineidae
Exons: 1
Coding region: 1-2808 (935 amino acids)
Biological process (GO): DNA integration
Molecular function (GO): nucleic acid binding
Source: RefSeq, a predicted model, not a curated record